Molecule: messenger RNA, 1083 nt
Organism: Strongylus vulgaris
Lineage: Eukaryota; Metazoa; Nematoda; Chromadorea; Rhabditida; Strongylidae
Source: the annotation of a GenBank genome assembly
GUUGAUUUCUCCACGCGAAACAAAACUCCUGCUGAUGUCUUUUAUGACAGCGAAAUUGGACCAGUUGUCAGUCAUCUCUACCAGGUCUCAAAUCGUGGCCCGUCCGAAAUUGAUUCGGCCACUCUUGACAUCUUUUGGCCAUCAUUCUCAGCUGAAGGUGGUCAUCUGUUGUACAUGAUCACUGAUCCGGUCAUAAGUGAUCCUUCCAAAGGAAGAUGUCGAGUGAAGCAGGUGCAGAACAUCAAUCCGCUCAAUUUGAGGGUGACCAACGAGCAUCUUGCUACGGAAACGGAUCAUCGGAUGCACGGUCCUGACUAUAGAGGUGAAGGAGAGGAAGGAGAAGGGGAAGAGGGAGAAGAGGAAGAGGAAGAGGACGAGGAAGAAGGGGAAGAAGAGGAGGAGGAAAGAGAACAUGCAGUCCAGUCUCACGUCAUUAGAACACAAGCUGCACGUCCACAAACUGUAGGAAGAGGAAGGGUUGGCCAUCAACCACAUGUGGAAGUAACUCAUCUAGAAGGCUAUACGGCUGCAGGUGAUCAGACACAGGAAGAAGCAUCUGCCAGAGGCUAUGGUAGUGCAAGAACUCAGACUCAUGGCCGAAGCGGCACGUUUGGUACUGAAACAGCAACUGAAAAUGGCAGAAGAAGCCAUCAGGCCCAUGUUAUAUUAGCCCAUGGCGGGAAUCCAGAUAUCGAAAAAACUCGCUUGGGUCAGGGCCAUGUCGUUACAUCCCAUGGAGCAACAUCUGCGGGUGGACGAAGCCAUCAGACGAAAGUUGUAACAACCCAUGGCGGAGCUCAGGGCCAUGUUGUCACAUCACAUAGUGGAGCAGCAUCUGGCGGCGGAAGAAGCCAGCAAACCCACAUUGUCACAUCUCAUGGUGGAGCCCCCGGUAGCGGAAGAACUCUUCAAACUGAGAGACGCGUCGUGACAGGCCACACCGUAACCACACCCGGUGACGGAAGAAGUCAGCAAACCCAUAUUGUCACAUCUCAUGGUGGAGCCCCCACUAGCGGAAGAACUCUUCAAACUGAGAGACGCGUCGUGACAUCCCACACUGGAACCACUCCCAGUGAUGCAAGA